Molecule: messenger RNA, 1632 nt
Organism: Caenorhabditis briggsae
Lineage: Eukaryota; Metazoa; Nematoda; Chromadorea; Rhabditida; Rhabditidae
Exons: 12
Coding region: 1-1632 (543 amino acids)
Source: RefSeq, a predicted model, not a curated record
AUGUUCAAACAACUUGUCGUCUUCGUAUUCAUCCUCAAUUUUUUAGCUAAAGUCGAUUCUGUUUAUAAAUCGAAGCAAAAACCAAAUUUGUUGUCGAAAACCGUGGAGAAUAGUAUUACUUGCGAUUUCUCAAUUCACAAGAAAGGACCUCAUGGACAAGUGGUGUCAGGAGCAUCAUUGGAUGAUGAGAUUUACUACAAGAUAAAAUGCAAACCAAUUUCCGGAAAUUGUCUUCAAGUGGUGAAUUGCACAUUGAGCUCCGAUGAGCCUGGAUUCCAGCCAUACCCUAUUAUUGAUGACAAUGGAUGUAGUUUGGAAGAAUCGUUGUUCAAGAAUGUUGAGAUGAGGAUUCUACUAGUUUUACUGUUUUUCGCUUCCGUUGUAGCAUCAGAUAGGCGGAAGCGACAAAUUUCUAUUGAUGAUAUCAUAUCAGGAGCUUUAAGUUUAGUGCGACCAAUUUUUGACACAUCGAAACCUAUUCAAAAUGAGGGAAUGCUAAGAAAACCGGAUGCACCAACUCAAGAUGAUAUGAGGGAUUCUUCAAUUUUAGGUUCACAUUCUAGAACAGCUCUCGACGAUGUUCCAUUAUGUAAAGGAAACAGCAAUAUUUGCCGCUUCAUAUCAUGCUCAGCAGAGAAUUUCAAAAAAGAUCCGACCUUUGGAAACAUUCAGUUAGCUGCUCAAAUUCUUGGAGAUGCUAAACUUCGAAAAACUAUCAGUAGCAACACCGACGCAGUUCAUGCGGUUUGUAAGGAGCAAGGAAUGGAUGAGGCGCAAUGUAAACUAUUUUCAAAAGGGUUCCAACUUAUUGAUAAAUUCAUGACAUCUAUUGAGAAACCAACGGAUACUAAAGGGGGAGCUCCACCAUCUACAGAGCCACCAACUACUGUGAUUCCUGAUUUUGAUGAACCAUCAAACGACGAACCACAGAAACCUAUGAUGGAUGAUCCUACCAAGCCGCAAGAUGAUGAUAAUAUGAAACAAUGGGCUGAUUACGACAGCCGUGCUGCAGCUCCAACCAUCACUAUGCAAACAGCACACGGCUCAAAAACUUGGAGCAGUAAUCCAGAAUCAAAAUCACUCCAGCCACUUGAAAUUCGAAAUGAUUUGAUUUCAAGUUGGACACCGAUGCCAUUCUUCGCACCACCUACCAUACCACCAGCUCCGCCACUCGCUUUCAAAUCAGUUCCUUCAUUGAUUUUGCAGCCGAUUCAAGUGCCGCAGUUGGAGAAUGGAAUAUUCUUUUCCACUGACAAAUUCAAUUUUAUGAAGGAGCUUAACUCCAUUAAGCGAUUCCGCAGAUCACCAGAUUACUACGAUCAAGUGGAUGAGACAAAGUCAAAGCCAAAGGCACCAGCGAAAAAGUCAGCCGGAGAUAAUAGUGAUGACUAUUACGGAAGUUUCGAUAGCGAAAAUGAAGAAAAAGAAGAGGAAGUGUCCACCGGACUGAAGCAAUGCGUUCAUUUGUUAGGACUAGGUACAUUGUCAAAGUCUACAAGUAAACUGCAGCUGAAAACCAUGGAAGACGAACUCGACUCCGAUCUGUACGAUCGCGUGAGCUAUCUAAAUUUGAUGGAUAAAAUCGACACUAAGAAAAAGGGGAACAAAGUUGGGAAGUUCCGCGACGAGUGA